AUGACACUCGCUCUGCCCCCCAAUCUGGCUGUUCUGGCCGAUCGCGUGGCUUCGGGAAGCGCCUCCAAACCUCCUCUGCGGUACGGCAAGAACGUCUACAACCGAUCUUUGACCAGAGAGAUUGAGCAAUGGGUCAAGAAAUUUCAAGCUCCUCCCUCUGCCAGGGCGCUUCUGUACUCGCUCAAUGACGAUCCAGAGGCGCAUGAGAUCGCUCAAGCAGAUGAGGGCGAUGCCACUUCGGACUUGCUGCACUCCAUCCAUCAUCGUCGCGAAGGAGAUUUCUGGAACUCCAAGUGGUGGAUCCGGCAGAUCUCUCAUCCCGCUCUUCAUUCCGUUCAUGGAGGCUCAAAAGGUGCACAGAGCUUUGUCGAUGCUGUAGAGAGCAUCACCAAGGGCGCAGGAACGGUCUGUGGAGCAAAGAGGCUAGACGAGCUCAGGGAUCUGCAAGCGAAGGAGUUCAGGGAACUCUUGAAGGCUACUUUCGAUCUCCAGGGAGAUACAUGGGGAGAUUGA
Ceraceosorus guamensis is the source of this 513-nucleotide messenger RNA. RefSeq lists its product as hypothetical. The transcript has 2 exons. Bases 1 to 513 code for a protein of 170 amino acids. The record is from RefSeq and is a predicted model, not a curated record. Lineage: Eukaryota; Fungi; Basidiomycota; Exobasidiomycetes; Ceraceosorales; Ceraceosoraceae.